AUGGCGGGCGGCGGCGGCGACGUCGUCCCCGUCUCGCCGCGUACACAACAGCCAAGCAGAGGAGGGCGGCGGGGAGACCGCCAGAAAGCGGCGUGGCUCCCGCUCGACAUCAUCAUCGCGGAGAUCGCGGCGCGCUCCGACCCGGCCACCUUCGUGCGGUGCGCGGCCACGUGCAGGGACGCGCGCCGCCGCAUCGCCGAGGACCCCAGCCUCCAAGGCCGCCUAAGCCUCUGCGACACGGAGCGGUUCGUCCUCCCUCUCCUGCGCGGCCACAUGACGGGGAUCACGACCAACACCGGCGCCGGCGGGGAGAAGACGGACGUGUACAUGGUGGAUACCACCACCGGGGCGGACGCCACCCGUCUCGUCAAGGCCACCUUCACUGAGGCCGACGAGACGCUGAGGAACGUCGUGCCCCUGGACUCGCGCGGCGGUCUCGUCCUUGUUCGCAAUAACACGCAUCAUCAGCGACAGCUGCUCGUGUGCAACCUGGCUACCCGUCGCUGCCUGGCCCUCCCGCCGGAACCGGCGUUCCCGGACUCCGUCUGGAGUACGGGCAGCGUAACGUAUGUUCUGCUCGUCGGCAGCAGCUACGGCGAGGGUGCCGGUGCCGACGCCGCCGUCGGCCGGCCUUUCCUAAGUGCUCAAGGCGAAGCUAGUGCUGUCACAGUACUGUUCUUACCGUCGCCUCCUGGUGCACACCUUCUCGUCCGAGCACGGCGCAUGGUCCCCGCUCACGGAGAUCCCGACUCCUAA
This is a messenger RNA of Miscanthus lutarioriparius, 756 nucleotides long. The record is from the annotation of a GenBank genome assembly. Lineage: Eukaryota; Viridiplantae; Streptophyta; Magnoliopsida; Poales; Poaceae.